This is a messenger RNA of Vollenhovia emeryi, 1216 nucleotides long. RefSeq names its product cyclin-H (gene CycH). The record is from RefSeq and is a predicted model, not a curated record. Gene Ontology annotation, biological process: DNA-templated transcription; regulation of transcription by RNA polymerase II; regulation of cyclin-dependent protein serine/threonine kinase activity. The transcript is spliced from 6 exons. Gene Ontology annotation, cellular component: nucleus; transcription factor TFIIK complex. Lineage: Eukaryota; Metazoa; Arthropoda; Insecta; Hymenoptera; Formicidae. Gene Ontology annotation, molecular function: cyclin-dependent protein serine/threonine kinase regulator activity. Bases 158 to 1171 code for a protein of 337 amino acids.
UCGUCUAAUUCUCCAGUUCAUAAUUUUAGUUGCCCCGGCUGCGCCAGUCGCGAAGUUUUGGUUCAUAUUACCCUGUUUACGUGAUUUUGACAAUUAAUCGCGAUUCGCUUUUGUUUUGUUCUUUUUCUCGCCCUUUGUCGUCACCCCCGUAGCUAAAAUGUUUCCGUAUAGCUCGCAAAAGAAACACUGGAUGUUCAGCGACGAGAGCGAUUUGAUCGCUUUGCGGGAGAAGACCAACACUGAUUUUAUCGCGAAGCACGGCGCCAACAUGACUCCGGAGGAAAGGGAGGAGCACUUUCUGUCACACACGGACGAACGGACGUUGCUCCGUUUCUACGAAUUACAAUUAAGGGAUUUCUGUCGUCGAUUCAAUCCACCAAUGCCUCGCGCCACCGUGGCCACCGCCUUGCAUUACUUCAAGAGGUUUUACCUCAGAAACAGCGUGAUGGACUACCAUCCGAAGGAGAUUCUGGUCACCUGCGUUUAUCUGGCGUGCAAAGUCGAAGAAUUUAAUGUCUCUAUAUCUCAAUUUGUAGCAAAUAUUAAGGGGGAUAGAGAAAAGGCAUCCGACAUAAUUCUUAAUAACGAAUUGCUUCUAAUGCAGCAGUUGAAUUAUAAUCUCACUGUUCACAAUCCAUUCAGACCCGUAGAAGGAUUGAUGAUUGAUAUAAAGACAAGGUACACGUCGUUGGAAAAUCCUGAAAAAUUGAGGCUGCAUAUAGAUGAGUUCUUGGAAAGGGUUUUCCUGACAGACAGCGUUCUCCUUUAUGCUCCGAGUCAAGUUGCGCUGGCGGCAACUUUGCACGCGGCAUCCAGGGCUUCCGCAAAUCUGGACAAUUACGUCACUGACAUACUCUUCUCGAGGGAGCAAUUGGGUGGGAUCAUAGAAGCUGUGCGAAUUAUAGAAACUCUUAUAGAAAUACGCUCGAUGGCUAAAUGUGUGGAACCACCUUCGCGAGAGGCGGUAAAAGCUUUAGAGAAGAAACUAGAUAAAUGCAGAAAUCAGGAAAACAAUCCUGACAGCGAAAUAUACAAACAGAGAAUGCAGGAAAUGCUGGAUGAAGAGGAUUUACAGGAUAAUGAAAAAUAUGCAAAGAUUAUUCAGGAUCAGGCGGCCCACGACGACAAGAUUUUGGGAGUUAGUAAGAUUUUGUCUCCCUCUGCUUUGUGAUGAUAGAUGUAAACUUUGUACAAUAAUAAAAAUUUUCCAUAUGAA